This is a messenger RNA of Malania oleifera, 3180 nucleotides long. Its product is annotated as sucrose synthase 2. The transcript is spliced from 15 exons. The coding region runs from base 461 to 2905 and encodes 814 amino acids. Gene Ontology annotation, biological process: sucrose metabolic process. Gene Ontology annotation, molecular function: sucrose synthase activity. NCBI's taxonomy places the organism in Eukaryota, Viridiplantae, Streptophyta, Magnoliopsida, Santalales, Ximeniaceae. The record is from RefSeq and is a predicted model, not a curated record.
CAUAAUAAUAUUCUUUUGAAGUGCCUUCCAAAAACCAAAAUGAGGAUAAAUUAAAGAAAUCGCGAUCGGAGUUACGAUUUAGCGACGAGAUUUCUUUGGCCACUCGCCCCAGGUUUUACCUUCCAGAAGCGCGCCACCUCAUACGUCCGUUGUUGCAGUCCCUGUCCCAGGUUCUGAACAGUCUCAAGGUUUCGUCUUGCACGACAAUGGCUGUUUUGGAUUCACACACGUCCUUCCGCCGCCCGCCCAGCCAGCACGUCUUAUAAAUUUCUCUUUCUCCUCUUCCAUUCUCUGUAUCACAUCACAUCAAUUUCAAAUUCUCUCUGCUCUUGCAUCAUCCACACUUCAUCGCUUCCAUUUUUUAUCACUUCCUCAAUUCGGGAACACGGAAAAGAAGACACUUUUUUGAUUCUUAGUCGUUGCUGAGAAGUUGGUUUCUGUGUUUGUGACCUGUGAAGCCAUGCCGACUCCGAAAUUAGAGCGGAUUCCGAGCAUGAGGGAGAGGGUGGAGGACACCCUCACUGCUCACCGUAACGAACUCGUUGCUCUUCUCUCCAGGUAUGUGGCUCAGGGAAAAGGGAUUCUGCAACCGCAUCACUUGAUCGACGAGUUUGAGAAGAUCUUCGUUGACGACAUAGCGAAGCAGAGGCUGAAUGAUGGCCCAUUCAGCGAAAUCCUGAAAUCCGCGCAGGAAGCCAUAGUUUUGCCUCCCUUUGUGGCAAUAGCAGUUCGGCCUAGGCCUGGGGUUUGGGAAUAUGUCCGUGUUAAUGUCUAUGAACUUAGCGUGGAGCAAUUGAGUGUUUCUGAAUAUCUCCGUUUCAAAGAAGAGCUUGUAGAUGGGCAGACUAAUGAUCCUUUUGUGCUUGAGCUGGAUUUUGAGCCUUUCAAUGCUUCAUUUCCUCGCCCAAACCGGUCUUCAUCUAUUGGCAAUGGUGUUCAAUUCCUCAAUCGUCAUCUCUCUUCAAUUAUGUUCCGUAACAAAGAUUGUUUGGAGCCAUUACUUGACUUCCUUCGAGCGCAUAAGCAUAAAGGGCAUGUUAUGAUGUUGAAUGAUCGGAUACAGAGCAUAUCAAGACUUCAGUCUGCUCUGGCUAAGGCAGAGGAUUAUCUUUCUAAACUUCCGCCAGACACACCCUAUUCUGAGUUUGAAUAUGCAUUCCAAGGAAUGGGCUUUGAGAGAGGUUGGGGUGAUACUGCGCAACGGGCAUCGGAGAUGAUACAUCUUCUGUUGGACAUUCUUCAGGCUCCUGACCCGUCAACCUUGGAGACAUUCCUUGGUAGAAUUCCAAUGGUAUUCAAUGUAGUCAUAUUGUCUCCUCACGGAUACUUUGGGCAAGCAAAUGUUUUAGGUUUGCCUGACACUGGUGGGCAGGUUGUUUAUAUACUGGAUCAAGUGCGUGCCUUGGAAAACGAAAUGCUUGUUAGAAUACAAAAGCAAGGCCUGAAUGUCACUCCCAAAAUUCUUAUUGUGACCCGGUUAAUUCCUGAUGCAAAAGGAACUACAUGCAAUCAGCGGCUGGAAAGAGUUAGUGGAACAGGACAUACACACAUUUUGCGAGUUCCUUUCAGAACCGAGAAGGGGAUUCUCCGUAAAUGGAUUUCAAGGUUUGAUGUAUGGCCUUAUCUUGAGACAUUUGCAGAGGAUGCAGCUAGUGAAAUUGCUGCAGAGUUGCAGGGUAUUCCAGAUUUUAUUAUUGGCAACUAUAGCGAUGGAAAUCUUGUUGCAUCUUUAUUGGCGUAUAAGAUGGGCGUCACACAGUGCACCAUUGCGCAUGCUUUGGAGAAAACGAAGUAUCCAGAUUCAGAUAUAUAUUGGAAAAAAUUCGAGGAGAAAUACCACUUUUCAUGUCAAUUUACUGCUGACAUUGUGGCCAUGAAUAAUGCAGAUUUUAUUAUCACCAGCACAUAUCAAGAAAUUGCAGGAACGAAGAAUACCGUUGGUCAGUAUGAGAGCCACACAGCUUUCACCCUUCCAGGGCUGUACCGAGUUGUUCAUGGCAUUGAUGUUUUUGAUCCAAAGUUCAACAUUGUCUCUCCUGGGGCAGAUAUGGCAAUUUACUUUCCUUACUCUGAUAAGCAAAACAGACUCUCGGCCCUACAUGAUUCAAUUGAAAAGCUCUUAUAUGAUCCCGAACAGAAUGAGGAGCACAUUGGCAUUUUAAGUGAUCGGGCAAAGCCCAUAAUCUUUUCCAUGGCAAGGCUUGACCAUGUGAAAAACAUAACAGGUUUGGUUGAGUUUUAUGGUAAUAAUACCCAGUUGAGGGAACUGGUAAACCUUGUUGUGAUAGCUGGUUACAAUGAUGUGAAGAAGUCUAAUGACAGAGAGGAGAUCGAAGAAAUUCAGAAGAUGCAUGACCUCGUGAAGAAGUAUGAUUUGAAUGGUCAGUUUCGAUGGAUAUCGGCUCAAAUGAACCGAGCACGAAAUGGUGAGCUUUACCGCUACAUUGCUGACACUAGAGGUGCUUUUGUGCAGCCUGCCUUUUAUGAAGCUUUUGGGCUUACAGUCGUAGAGGCUAUGACUUGUGGCCUUCCAACAUUUGCCACUUGCCAUGGUGGUCCUGCAGAAAUUAUUGAAGAUGGUGUAUCAGGCUUCCACAUUGAUCCAUAUCAUCCUGAUCAAGCUGCUGAACGUUUGGCAGACUUCUUUCUGAAGUGCAAGGAGAACCCGGGAUACUGGAAUAAGAUAUCUGAGGGAGGGCUUCGAAGGAUCAAUGAAAGGUAUACCUGGAAAAUCUACUCGGAGAGGCUAAUGACGCUGGCAGGUGUUUAUACAUUCUGGAAGUAUGUUUCCAAACUUGAGAGGCGUGAGACCCGACGAUAUCUUGAGAUGUUCUACAUUCUCAAGUUGCGCGAUUUGGUGAAAUCCGUUCCUCGGGCAAUAGACAAUCCACAUAACCCCGAGUAACCCGGGGCAUGGCAAAUGUAUCUGGUCAAGCAUGGUAAUGUUUAAUUUGAAUAAAGUUGAUGUUUGUGUAUAGGAGGAAUAUAGAACUGGCAGGGAAGGAAAAGAGAGAGAGAGAGAAAGAGAGAGAGAGAGAGAGAGAGAGAGAGAGAGAGAGAGAGAGAGAGAUGACCACACUAAAGGUUGUAUGGGCUACAAUUGUACUAUUUCUGUAUUGGAAAUUAUAUCCUGUUCCUAAAUUUUUCUUUAGUGAAAAAAUGCAAUUUUUUAGCUGUAAA